Helianthus annuus (common sunflower) is the source of this 1146-nucleotide messenger RNA. RefSeq names its product early nodulin-75-like. Bases 1 to 1146 code for a protein of 381 amino acids. Lineage: Eukaryota; Viridiplantae; Streptophyta; Magnoliopsida; Asterales; Asteraceae. The transcript has 2 exons. The record is from RefSeq and is a predicted model, not a curated record.
AUGCCACCCAGAUUCCUUCGAGGUAGAGGCAAAGGACCCGUGACAGGUCAUGAUCACGAAGCCGGGCCUUCGCACCGGCGAACCCCAUCCAUUACUAUGAGCACCAGCCCGCAAGAGCCCUGGAGACUCUAUGUCGAACCAGGAAGGCGAUCAGUAUCCCUUAGCUCCUCUCCUUCGUACCAACAUUCAUUUGGGCCCAAUUCUGAAAACGAGCCCAAUAACCAGCCUCCAGCUUUCAUACCUCUCCAAAGAUCAAAUUCUCACCAUUCUUUUGGCAGCCCAACACCCGUCUUCCAAAGCCGGUUUAACCCGGCUAACCUUUUGCCUGAACCCAUGGGUUUUAACCCACUCGGACCGGGAGACCACUUUCCAGAGGAGAACGACAUGGAUGAGGAUACUGACCCCGUGGAGCCAGCAUCAGGAACGCCGAACCAUCCCAUCGAGAUAUCAGAUGGGUCAUCAUUUCAUGGAUCGCCAUAUCGUGGUCCAGACAGCUACGAGGAAAGGUUCCGAAACAUUGACUGGUACUUCACACCGUCUGAACACUCGCAUCAUGAGCAGCAACAGGAUCCUUCAGUGGGUCAUCAAUUUGUGGCAGUCACGCCACCGCCGCCACCGCCAGUAGAGCCGCAGCAGCCGCCUCCGGAGCCACCGAGGCGAAGAAGUGGCAGCCACUAUCCCCCACUUCAGGAGGAAGAAGACCCAUAUGAUGGUGGUCCGUCAAGCCCCAUACCAGAUGUCAACUCAGUACCUGUGGUACCACCUCUGGGUUUCGAUAACCCGAUUCCUGCAUAUGCUGGGUCAGCGGCGUACAACCCAUUUGAGCAGACGGCACAUACCCACUACAACUACAACUACGGUUAUGCAGAGGUAGAUCCAUACCUAGUAGCUCGGGAUUACAAUGCUCUUCAUCCUGAAGGACCAUAUGGAGGGCCAUGGACUACGGGUUACCCGACUUAUGGGUACCAGCAUCAGCCACCUCCUCCGCCGGUGUAUCAGCCGCCUCAGCCACCGAUUCAACAGGAAGUCCUUGAGAGGCUGAGCCAAGUCGAACAAGAAGUUCGUGAAGACCGCAAAGAGCGGCAAGGAUUCUUCAAGGGGCUGUCAGAUUUGCUUAAGGGGAAAUCGAAGAGGAGGGGUCAUUGA